CACUCUUCUCCAUUUCUCUGCAAACGCUAGCUAGAAUCUCAGCUUCUCACCGGCGCUAACUCGUGAUCUUCGAUGGCUUUGCCGAAUCAGCAGACUGUUGAUUAUCCGAGCUUUAAGCUCGUGAUCGUUGGUGAUGGUGGCACAGGAAAGACAACAUUUGUGAAGAGGCAUCUGACUGGUGAAUUUGAGAAGAAAUAUGAGCCAACCAUUGGUGUGGAGGUUCAUCCAUUGGAUUUCUUCACCAACUGUGGGAAACUCCGUUUUUACUGCUGGGAUACUGCUGGGCAAGAGAAGUUUGGGGGUCUUAGAGAUGGUUACUACAUUCACGGGCAAUGUGCUAUUAUAAUGUUUGAUGUUACUGCUCGUCUGACUUACAAGAAUGUUCCUACAUGGCAUCGUGAUCUAUGCAGGGUUUGUGAGAAUAUUCCCAUUGUUCUUUGUGGUAACAAGGUUGAUGUGAAGAACAGGCAGGUUAAGGCAAAGCAGGUUACAUUUCACAGGAAGAAGAAUCUGCAAUACUAUGAGAUAUCUGCCAAGAGCAACUACAAUUUUGAGAAGCCUUUCUUGUACCUCGCCAGGAAGCUUGCUGGAGAUCCUAACCUUCAUUUUGUGGAGUCUCCUGCUCUUGCUCCCCCAGAAGUACAAAUUGAUUUGGCUGCUCAACAUCAGCAUGAACAAGAACUUGCAGCAGCAGCAGCUCAGCCUCUCCCAGAUGAUGAUGAUGAUGCGUUUGAGUAGAUGCUUGCUUGGAUGUUUCUGCUGAGGGGCUUUUUACUACAUUUUCCUCUGCUGAAAAUUUCCAACAAUUUACACCGGCAGAAUUUGGUUUUCAGGAGUCAAUGACAGUGGAAAUUUGUAGUUAGUGUUUUCUUGACGUUAUAUAUGUUUGGAGUCUUUGUUACUGCUAUGUUAUGCUUUCUCUUGUUGAUCUACCUAUGGCUGUUAUGGGUUUUUUCUUUUAUCAAUGAAAUUUUAUAUGUUUGAACUGAUAGGUGAGGAUGAUAUUGGAUGCGCAUUACUGCUAAGU
Messenger RNA from Rubroshorea leprosula, 1027 nucleotides. Lineage: Eukaryota; Viridiplantae; Streptophyta; Magnoliopsida; Malvales; Dipterocarpaceae. The record is from the annotation of a GenBank genome assembly.